This is a messenger RNA of Durio zibethinus, 939 nucleotides long. The record is from RefSeq and is a predicted model, not a curated record. NCBI's taxonomy places the organism in Eukaryota, Viridiplantae, Streptophyta, Magnoliopsida, Malvales, Malvaceae.
AUGGCUUCUUCACCUUUGAAUCAAAAAUCCAAUUUUCAUGCUUGUUCAAACAGCUUGCCUUCUAGGCGUCAUCCACUUAUUCCUCAAAUAGAUGAGCAUAUCUAUAGGCUAAAGUCCAAUGAAGCAGCCUCUUCAUCAUCUUCGUCAAUCGGACAAAAACUAAGUGGCCUUAGAGAUCUGUAUGAGUUGUUUGAUAGUUUGCUUCAAUUGCCUCUCUCACAAAACUCCUUUGCCCAACAAUGCAAUGAUAAACAGGUUAACGAGCUGUUGAAUGGGUCUCUCAGGCUCUUGGAUGUAUGUGGUUUGGCCAAGGAUGCUUUAAUGCGGGCCAAGGAAGAUACCCAAGAACUCCAAUCAAUUUUGGGAAGAAGAAGAGGAGAUGAAGCUGGGUUCACAGAUGAAGCUAAGGCAUACUUAGCUUCAAGGAAGAAAGCAAAGAAGUUAAUAAACAAGUCUUUGAGAGAUUUGAAGAGUAAAUGUGACUUAGAAAAUGAAGUUGAAGUUACAAUUAGGAUUGGCACAAAGAUGCAACCAAAAUCUUCCAAAUGGUCUUUCUUGUCCAAGUUGAUGCACUCCAAACGCGUGACAUGCGGGGGGGAAGCAACAGGAACCAACGAAUUUGAGAAAGUGGAUGCUGUUUUUGGCGCUCUCAUUGGUCACCAGAAUAGAAAAUCUAGUUACAUGAGCACUGAGAAUGCACAAAUUGAGUUGCAGAAACUGGCGUCAAGCAUUCAAGAUCUUGAAGAUGGAGUGGAAUUAACUUCAUCUACUUCAUUCUCCCUCUUCGUCUUCAUCAAUAUGCCACAAACUAAGUGCUCCGCAGUCAAAAUGCUAGAAGGGAAACUUAGGCAUCAGGACGAAUUGUUGAACAUAACUCAUCAGAUAAGCAGACAAAUUUCCAUGAUAUAUAUAUAUAUAUAUCAGCAGCUUACCUUGUAG